GAAUUUACUUCUGUAUUUGCUUCAUCAAUGUCUCUCCUACUUAGUAUCUUAAGAGAGAUGCUGGAAUAUUUUGGUGUACCCAUUGACCAGAUUUUACCAAUUUGGGACACUAAAGCAUAUGGAUCCACUCGAAGUAUCGUUCGUGUUAUUGGUAGAAUACUUCCUUUAGAACCUUGCCCACGGCCCAAUUUUCAGUUGGUCCCACUUUUGAGCUCUGUGGAGCCUGGUAACUGUGGAUCUGUGGUUCCAUCCUUUGCUGAUGUUUUGUGCGUGGCAAAUGAUGAAGAAGACAAAUAUUUCAGAUUUCGAAAUUGUGUAUGGAAAAAUGAUGAUGAGAAUAUAGAGGUUUUCAAGCGUUGGGAUCCUUUGUCACUUGAUCCAAGAUGUAACAAACUAAUGCAGACUGACCUGCCUGCAAAUAAUGCUGCAAUUAAAAAAAUCGCUGCCCUUGAACAAGAGCUCACUUCUCUCCGUGCCCAGAUUGCUGCGAUUGUGGAAAUGCAGGAACUGAGAAACAGUGCGGAUCUGGGAUCCUUUGGCUCGAAUGAUGAGCCUAGUGGUUUGGGCCAAAUGCUGCCAUCAGAAAGUACCCAGCUGAGGGUGGAAGCGCAUCAGUUCUCAAGUGUUGAGCCUCCCUCGCCUCCUUCUCCCCCACCGCUUCCUCCACAGUCUUCUCUCCUGGCCCCACAUACUCUUCCUGCUGUACAGCUGGGAUCCAGUAUUUGUAACUCAGACAAUUCAACAAGUGAAACAAGAAAGCAACAGCUGGGUGCUAGUAAAACCAGUUCUAGUCAUCAGGCAAGCUCUCAGAGACAUAGAGAUGUUCCUAAUAUGUUGGAGGUUCUAAAGGAUAUGAAUCAAGUUAAGCUUCGUGCUGUUGAACGGUCACCUGGAGGUAGACCCCUUCAUAAGAGGAAAAGACAGAGUUCUCACUGGGACCCAGUGUCUUUAAUCGCUCGUGCGCUUAAGCAGAAAUUUGCAUCCCAAGAGGAUGAUUCCUUUGACAAAGAGAAUCAGUCCUGGGAGGCAGCAUCAUUUUCUAGCCCAGAAACUUCAAGGAUGAGCUAUGAUAAUAGUGCUAUAGGUAGUUUCUUGGUUAACGUAAGUGGAACAGUGGACGUUUCUGUUCUUGUGGCAGAGAGUUGGCUGCCUGACACCACCUCCAUCUGCUCCCUGCCUUCCAUCUGGUGUGAGGUGGUGAUGUUGCAGCCGUCUUGUGACCAUGAGGAAAAAGGGUUUGACUCACACAGCACGGUCAUCACAGACCUCGUCAAGGCUGUGAAGCACUGCUGCUCACAGAAUCAUCCACAAGUCAGGGGCCAGAAGUUUGAGAGAUGUUUUCGGGGGACAAAAUUCAACCCAAACAUUGAGUUUGCUGGCUUUCUUCUGGGACCCCUGUCCCUCACGCUGCUCUUCCUGACUGGGUCUCCUCACAUGGAGCAGCGAGUCCGCGUGACGCUCACCUGA
Messenger RNA from Elephantulus edwardii (Cape elephant shrew), 1467 nucleotides. RefSeq names its product mitochondrial fission regulator 2 (gene MTFR2). Gene Ontology annotation, biological process: aerobic respiration; mitochondrial fission. The transcript is spliced from 9 exons. Gene Ontology annotation, cellular component: mitochondrion. NCBI's taxonomy places the organism in Eukaryota, Metazoa, Chordata, Mammalia, Macroscelidea, Macroscelididae. The record is from RefSeq and is a predicted model, not a curated record. The coding region runs from base 28 to 1467 and encodes 479 amino acids.